AUGGGACCUGCGCCGCCCCGUGGCGACCCAGCGGUGGAACAUAUCUUGGUCAUUGGAGGCGGCGUAACCGGCUUGACGACGGCAUGGCUGCUCCUAGACGCAGGCUACAAUGUCACAGUAGUCUCAGAGCGAUGGGCGAAUCCCAGCAACCGGAUCACAUCUCAAAUCGCCGGGGCUCUGUGGGAGUGGCCGCCCGCUGUCUGCGGCAGACAUACCGACAUUAUCUCCUUGGAGCAUUCGAAGGGCUGGGCGAUGACGUCCUACCGUAUCUUCGAAAGGCUGAUGGAGAUACUGCCCACGGAGGCCCACGGAGUCCGCAUGCGCCUCGCGAACUUCUUCUUCGAUCGCCCCCUGGAGAGCCUACCUGAUCAAUACCAGAAGAUGGAGGAGAUUGAGCAUUGUGGCGUUGCUGGCUUCAAACGCGACCCUAACCUCGUGAAGCGACACGCUGUGAACCAGAAGGCCGGAGUAGUCGACUCAUACCGCCACCUCGCACCUGUCGUCGACACCGACCAGUACAUGAUAUGGCUGCGCGACCUUGUCACUCAGAAAGGCGCCACACUUGUCACGGAACGGAUCUCUGGCGACCUCCUGAGCCAAGAGGACGAGCUUCUCGCGAGCUACGGAGCGCACGCCAUCGUCAAUGCCACCGGCCUCAGUGCGACAGAGCUCGCGAGGGACGAGACUGUCUAUCCUCUACGCGGUGCGCUCAUCCGUGUGGUGAAUGACGGGAAGAGGUUCCCGAAGGUCACGGAGGCACUGGCUGUGGGCAUCGACGACGCGCAUAGAGAUGAACAGGAACUCGUAUUCAUCGUUCCUCGCAAUGACAAUGUCCUGAUCCUCGGAGGAAUCGCGCAACCACGUCAGUGGAACCUAGAUCUGACGCUGGACAGCCCGGAGAUCGUACGUAUGCGGGAACGAUGCAACUACUUCGUCCCUGGACUGGAGAACGCUGAAUACGAUCCCGACGCGCCAUUGGUGCAAGGAAAUCGACCGACUCGGUCCGAGAACGUCCGCGUCGAGAGGGAGAUGCGGCUCAAGAAAGAUGGCUCUGCGAGCAGAAUCAUACAUUCGUACGGACAGGGUGGCUCGGGAUUCUCGCUGUCCUUUGGAUGCGCGGGAGAAGUGCUCGGCCUGCUCAAGGACCUAUCGCUGGGCCUCUUACCUACGAAGAUGUCUCACAAGCCAUCUGUGGUACCCGACGCUGUGCGGGCACACCUGUGA
Molecule: messenger RNA, 1224 nt
Organism: Rhodofomes roseus
Lineage: Eukaryota; Fungi; Basidiomycota; Agaricomycetes; Polyporales; Fomitopsidaceae
Product: FAD dependent oxidoreductase
Exons: 5
Coding region: 1-1224 (407 amino acids)
Molecular function (GO): D-amino-acid oxidase activity; FAD binding
Source: RefSeq, a predicted model, not a curated record